Molecule: messenger RNA, 1494 nt
Organism: Pseudocercospora fijiensis CIRAD86
Lineage: Eukaryota; Fungi; Ascomycota; Dothideomycetes; Mycosphaerellales; Mycosphaerellaceae
Exons: 6
Coding region: 1-1494 (497 amino acids)
Biological process (GO): transmembrane transport
Cellular component (GO): membrane
Molecular function (GO): transmembrane transporter activity
Source: RefSeq, a predicted model, not a curated record
AUGCGGUUCAACGAUGACCAAAAAGACAUUGCCGAAGUGGAUGGCACUGCGAUACACUCAUCAGAAGCAUCCUCGGAUCAAGAGAACCAAGUACAGGAAGCCGAGCCACUAGAUGUCGACCCCGUCUUCUCCCUUCGUGAGCAACGAAAGAUCAUCCACAAGAUCGAUAAACGCCUUGUCUUCAUUCUUGGCCUCAUGUAUUGUGUAUCGCUGAUGGACCGGGUCAAUCUGCCCAACGCAGCCAUUGCUGGUAUGAACGUUGAUUUGGACAUGAAUAAGGGGUUUAGAUAUUCAACCAUAGGGCUGGUUUUCUUCGUCACAUAUGUUUUGUUCCAACCUCCUGCAACUAUCUUGACUCGUAAACUUGGCCCAAGGCUCUUUCUUCCCGGCCUUUGCGUUGCGUGGGGUGCAGUGAUGGUCGGCGCCGGCUUUGUGCAGAAGUGGACUACGAUGAUUCCCCUGCGGUUGUUGCUCGGCUUAUUCGAGGCUGGAUACUUUCCAGGAUGCGUAUACCUUCUGUCCGCAUGGUACGCAAGGUACGAUCAGCAAAGGCGGUUCGCCCUGUUUUACCUGCUUGGUCUGGCUGCUGCUGGAGUAUCUGGCAUUCUUGCGUACGGUGUCUCGAAAAUGGAUGGACUCGCUGGUCACGCCGGGUGGCGGUGGAUUUUCAUCAUGUAUGGCAUCAUUACGAUGACACUUGGAGUCCUUGGCUAUAUCUUUGUCGUCGACUUUCCCGAUCGAUGCAAGGAGAGGAAGCAUUGGAGUUUCCUGGCCAAUGACGAAAUCGACUUCAUCAUUCGACGCAUCAACAAAGACAGAGGCGACGCUGUAGCCGAGCCAUGGGACUUUCGAAAGUGGAUCGCUUCCGGCGCGGAUCCCAAGGUCUGGAGUUUUGCCCUACUUUUCUUCUGUGCGACUUCUACAGGAUAUGGCAUGUCCUUCUUCUUGCCCAUCAUUCUGAGGCGGAACAUGGGCUAUAGCAUUGCACUUUCGCAAGUCCUCGCUGCUCCACAGUAUAUCUAUGCCGCCAUUCUUUGCUACGUCUUUGCGUGGUUUGGCGACAGAUAUCGGAUACGCGGACCCUUGCUGUUCCUGAACGCAUUGCAAGGCUUUAUUGGUCUGCCUUUGCUCGGCUUCGCCAAAUCAUCCGGCGUUCGAUACUUUUCGACAUUCCUGAUCGCAGGUGGUGCUCAUGCGGCAAUACCGACCAUUAUGGCAUAUCAGGCAAACAACGUUCGAGGUCACUGGAAGCGCGCCUUCACGUCCGCUACCCUGAUUGGAUUCGGCGGCAUUGGUGGUAUUGCUGGAUCACUGAUGUAUCGCACCCGUGAUGCACCGAAGUAUCAUCUGGCUGUCUAUCUGAGCCUAGCAUUCAACUCCUUGAUUGUGGUUCUGGUCUGCAUUAACACUGUAUACUUCAGGUACGAGAACAGGAAAGCUGACCGUGGAGAGAAAGUGCUCGAGGGAUAUGUGAACUUCAGAUAUACCAUUUGA